CCUUAGCUCCUUAGCUCAACUUCCACCUUACACUUUCGUUUUCAUGCUUCUAAUACAAAAAAGUGCUAACACUUGGGGGUGGGGAUUGUCGUUUUUCCUUUUCCCCGCCGGACUCGGAGCUCUCAUCGAGGCUGAUUGGCGCCGGGCUUUCCUCGCUCUGCGUCUGGGGCGGAGCCAGCCAGGGACCGCCACUGCCUUUGUCCGCGGACUCUCUGAUAGAACGGUACCCGGGAACCGAGCUAGCCCAGGUUUUACUCGGCGUCAGCGGACAACUUGGCGAGAUCAGGUGAGCUGGCCUCAUGAACCAGGAAGUGCAGAUUUUUGAAGUGCUCCGGGAUCUGAAAGAUGCAGAUUUCCAGACGUUCAAGAAAGUUGUGUCUCAGCAAAAGCCGGAAGCAUCAGCCUGGUCACUUCCAACUGCCUCCCGGGAAGAUAUUGCCUACCACCUGGUGUGCUCUUGUGGCCCCAGAGCCUUGAGUGUGGUGGCCCAGGCUCUGGACCAUAUCCCUGCUCGGCACCUCCUGGAAAAACUUGGAGAGGGGAGGCUUGAAGAUAGUCCUCGGGGACAGGAGACCAGCAUCAUCAGCUCCCAUACUAGAAGAGAGCCACCCAUAGGAUUAGCUGAGCCAGUGGUGACCCAAAAAACACUGAUGAAGCUAGCCCAGCAUGUGGGGCAUGAAUGGCGGCAGCUGGGAAUAAUAUGCCUGGGCCUUCAGCAGCACCAACUGGAUAGGCUGGAGGAAGACCACUCCGGGACCACCAUGCGAAUCUUCCACAUGUUCCAACUCUGGCGGAACCAGGAGAGGGAAAAAGCCACAGCCACCAGGCUCCACGAACUCUUGUCUCAACGGAGCGUUUCUAUCAGUCCUGAGGCCCUUGCUGUACUUCUGGAGGGCAGUUGACUCACGCAAAGGAGUGAGAGAAUACUUCAGAUCCUCUUUCUCAAAAAAGAAGCGUCCUAAUGAGAAGAGCACCAUAGACUGCCAGAGGAGUCCAGCUCACAAAAAAGGUUAAGAACUCCUGGUCUACAGUGAAGCAAGUGGGACGACACCAUUGUCUGGAUGACAUAUCCUUCUUCUUCAUUGCUCUUAUUGCAAUUUAGCUAAUGGCCUUCUCUUUCUCUAGGCCAACUGAUGCUAAGAAGGAAAUGCUCUGGAUUGCUGGCACAUAAACACUUGGAAAUGUUUAUUCCCCCACAAUAAAUGAAUGAACUGAUAUUCUAUUUGUAACCUGGCCUCUGGUGAGUUAGUGUGGGAAUGAGCCCCUUUGCCCUCCACUUGGCAAGCCAGUAAUCCAGGUUCUGGACAUACAUAGCUGAGAGAUUAGACACUGGACUCUUUUACAAUGCAGGGCCCCAAGAGGCUUAGCCUGAAAGAGCCAGUUGACCUGAGUUCAAAUCCAGCCUCAGAUACUUCAUAGCUGUGACCCUAGGCAGGUUCCUUAACCUUUGUUAAGAUUGCUGGAGGUGGCUAAGUCUCAUGAUCAAGCCAAGUUCUCAGCAGGAGGAGCUGAAGACUUUUUUUUUUGGUAUCAAAUUUGUUUUAUUCUUUACAGUGUCUCAAUCAUCUUGAUUCAGUCAUUAGCGCUGCUUCAGUCCGCAGAAGCAUCCUUCUGUAAGUCUUAGACUCAACUGUAAAAGGGAAAUCGUAAUAGCAACUACCUCACAGGGUUUGUUGUCAGGAUUCAAUGUGAUAAAUAUUUGUAAAGUACCUUUAGUGCCUGACACUUAGUAGGUGCUUAAUAAAUGUUUGUUUCAUUCCAUUCUAUUCCCCUUUGACGAGUACAAGUAUUAUUGUAUGCACUUUACAAGUGGGGAAACAUGCUCAGAAAAAGGGACUUGCCAGUAGGCCCACUAAUAAGUUUGAGAACCCACUUUUCCGGAGUCCAAAUCUAACACUCUUUCCAUUGUUCCACGUUGCUCUUUGAUGAAGAGUAUUGCAUUGUGGAUUAGUAAAUAACGAACCCCCAGCAAGCACUUUAUAUGGUCAUCAUAGUAUAAGAAGGUCUAGGUUAAAAUCCAUUCCUAGCCAAGUUACUGGGAGUGAGUCACUUAACUUUUGAACCUCGGUUUCCUUAUAUGGUAAAUGAAGUUAAUUGCCCACUCUCUCACAGGGCUUUUGUGAAGGUAAAAUGAAAUAAAUGUAUGCAAACAUUUUGUCACUGUAAAAUUAUAUAUAAACUAUAAUUAUCUGUGUAGCCUCCACUACCUUGAUCCCUCACCCAGAGGUUCUCUCUCCUAAGACAAAUGAAAAGCCCGAGAGGCAGAGUUUCUGGGUAAUUAAUAAUCAAGUUAUUAAUUAGGCUAGCUGACAAUAAAUUGAUGGUCAGUGGAGACAACGAAUGUUUUAAAUACCUUUGGAAAAGGGAGUGCCUCUGACAACUGAAAAUCAAUCCUGGUUGGUGAACAGUUAAUGAGAAGGUGAGCUAAAAAGUCUUCAGCUGAUUUUCCAGCGGUGAAGAUCUGCCCGUGCCACCAUGCCUCUCGCCAAAGACUUCCUGCACCCCUCUCCUGAGGAGGAGAAGCAGAAACACAAGAAGAAGUGCCUGGUGCAGAGUCCAAACUCGUAUUUCAUGGACGUAAAGUGCCCAGAGUGCUAUAAAAUCACCACUGUCUUCAGCCAUGCACACAUGGUGGUUCUCGGUGUGGGAUGCUCCACUGUGCUCUGUCAGCCUACAGGAGGAAAGGCAAGACUUACGGAAGGAUGCUCCUUCAGACGGAAGCAGCGCUAAUGACUGAAUCAAGAUGAUUGAGAAACUGUAAAGAAUAAAACAAAUUUGAUACCAAAAAAAAAAAGUCUUCAGUUCCUCCUGCUGAGAACUUGGCUUGAUCAUGAGACUCAGCCACCUCCAGCAAUCUUAACAAAGGAAUCCAUCUCUGCCCAGACCAUUCUGAUUGCUUUUCUCCUUCACGAGUUGGGUCCCCCUAAAUUCCAAUGGUGGGGCAUAGUAAAAGGGACUAAUGCUUUGGGGCUGAAAUUCAUCUAGAUUAGAUUCUUUUUACACUCUAAACAGAAGUAAGGUCUCCUAGUUGGGUGGUGUCCUGCCCAAGACUUCAGAGCAUAUUCCCCAAGGCCUUCAGAGGUGCUGACCUGACCUAUAAGGACUGGCCCUGAAUGAGGAAAUAAGAAAAGCCUGGAUCCCAUUUUAAUAAUUGCUUAUUAAUAUAAUAGAAAAAUAAUCACUUCUCUCACUCCUAACCCCAAUUUGUACUGACAGUUUGGGUCCCACUGUUCUAGGAGUAACUCUGAGGCAUUGAGAAUGUUUUUCUAAUACAGCAUCUUAUGAGUCCCCACCAGUGUGCUCCCCAUUAAUGACCAGUUCAGGUUUCUUAGCUUUUUGUUAGGGAUAUUUACUACUAAUAAAAGAUGUAUAAAACAUU
This is a messenger RNA of Phascolarctos cinereus (koala), 3379 nucleotides long. Its product is annotated as small ribosomal subunit protein eS27-like. Gene Ontology annotation, cellular component: ribosome. Gene Ontology annotation, biological process: translation; signal transduction. Gene Ontology annotation, molecular function: protein binding; structural constituent of ribosome. The record is from RefSeq and is a predicted model, not a curated record. NCBI's taxonomy places the organism in Eukaryota, Metazoa, Chordata, Mammalia, Diprotodontia, Phascolarctidae.